CCUCGGACGCGGCUGCGCACCUAACCCAGUCCUGAGGGGUAGGCAGGCGAGGGUCUCCGGAUGCUGAGACUCCGGGCUCCCACGGUGCCAGAUCGGAUUUGGGAGCUGCCAUGAUUGAAGUGGUAGCGGAGCUGAGCCGGGGUCCGGUGUUUCUGGCAGGGGAGGCGCUGGAGUGUGUGGUUACUGUCACCAACCCCCUCCCCCCGACGGCCACUUCUGCUUCCAGUGAAGCUCUGGCCUGGGCCAGUGCCCAGAUCCACUGCCAGUUCCAUGCCAGUGAGAGCCGUGUAGCAUUGCCUCCCCCUGACUCUAGUCAGCCAGAUGUCCAACCGGACAGCCAGACUGUCUUUCUGCCACACAGAGGUGAGAGGGGUCAAUGUAUCCUUUCUACUCCACCAAAAAUUCUAUUUUGUGACCUGAGGCUAGACCCUGGAGAGUCCAAAUCAUAUUCCUACAGUGAAGUGCUGCCCAUAGAGGGACCACCCUCCUUUCGGGGUCAGUCAGUCAAGUAUGUCUACAAAUUGACCAUUGGCUGCCAGCGUGUCAACUCACCCAUCACUUUACUAAGGGUCCCUUUAAGGGUUCUCGUACUGACUGGCCUUCAAGAUGUCCAGUUUCCCCAAGAUGAGGCUGUAGCUCCAUCCAGCCCAUUCUUGGAAGAGGAUGAAGGUGGAAAGAAGGAUUCAUGGCUGGCUGAGCUGGCUGGGGAGCGCCUCAUGGCUGCCACAUCCUGCCGCAGCCUCCAUCUCUACAAUAUCAGUGAUGGCCGAGGGAAAGUUGGGACAUUUGGCAUCUUCAAAUCUGUGUACAGACUCGGCGAGGAUGUUGUGGGGACCUUAAACUUGGGGGAAGGAACUGUAGCUUGUUUGCAGUUUUCAGUAAGCUUACAGACUGAAGAACGUGUACAGCCUGAAUAUCAGCGGCGCCGUGGGACAGGGGGUGCCCCCUCUGUGUCCCAUGUGACUCAUGCCCGGCACCAGGAAUCCUGCCUACAUACAACCAGAACCAGCUUUUCUCUCCCUAUCCCUCUGAGCUCUACCCCAGGCUUCUGUACUGCCAUUGUGUCCCUGAAGUGGCGAUUACAUUUUGAAUUUGUAACAUCUCGAGAACCAGGAUUGGUACUCCUGCCCCCUAUGGAACAGCCUGAACCUGCUACCUGGACAGGUCCUGAGCAAGUGCCUGUAGACACCUUCAGCUGGGAUCUCCCCAUUAAGGUGCUGCCUACCAGCCCCACUCUGGCCUCAUAUGCUGCCCCAGGCCCCAGCACCAGCACCAUAACCAUCUGAAAUCAGUCCACCUGCCCACUGUGACACUAGCGUCUUCAGGAUACUCAGAACUCAGCACCUGGACUCUACUGGGGCCCACUUUUCCCACCGGGGCCCAUUGGGACAGAGAAUGACAGGCUUUCCAGGCUGUAGUAUUAAUUUAUUUAUUCAGAAUAAAUUGGCAGCUGCUAGUGGUUUCCCUGGAAGUGGCAGCAGCAGUGAGCAGUCA
Molecule: messenger RNA, 1494 nt
Organism: Dipodomys ordii (Ord's kangaroo rat)
Lineage: Eukaryota; Metazoa; Chordata; Mammalia; Rodentia; Heteromyidae
Gene: Rgp1
Product: RGP1 retrograde golgi transport homolog (S. cerevisiae)
Exons: 9
Coding region: 111-1286 (391 amino acids)
Biological process (GO): retrograde transport, endosome to Golgi
Cellular component (GO): Golgi membrane; Ric1-Rgp1 guanyl-nucleotide exchange factor complex
Source: RefSeq, a predicted model, not a curated record